Mangifera indica (mango) is the source of this 2176-nucleotide messenger RNA. RefSeq lists its product as uncharacterized. Bases 96 to 2000 code for a protein of 634 amino acids. The record is from RefSeq and is a predicted model, not a curated record. Gene Ontology annotation, biological process: carbohydrate metabolic process. The transcript is spliced from 14 exons. Gene Ontology annotation, molecular function: hydrolase activity, hydrolyzing O-glycosyl compounds. Lineage: Eukaryota; Viridiplantae; Streptophyta; Magnoliopsida; Sapindales; Anacardiaceae.
UUAAUUAUCUCCCUGUAUAUUUUCUCUCUUUAUUGAGUUGUAUCUUCUUAAAUAAUGUAACGUGAGUUGGAAGUUUUACUCCUUUUUCAGUAACCAUGAAGAUAUUUGAGUUCAUCGCUCUCUGUUUCUUCUUCAGUCUUUCGUUUUACAUGGUAUUCUCUGGAAGUGUACCAGUUACAGAAUCAGAACAAGCUAGUUUACCGCCAAGGGGCUGGAACUCUUAUGAUUCAUUUUGCUGGACAAUUUCUGAAGAAGAGUUCUUACAAAGUGCUGAAAUCAUUUCCAACCGUCUACGUCCUCAUGGGUACGAGUAUGUUGUGGUGGAUUAUCUCUGGUAUAGAAGAAAAGUCCCAGGUGCUUAUGUUGAUUCUCUUGGAUUUGAUGUAAUUGAUGAAUGGGGGAGAGUGAUCCCUGACCCCGAUAGAUGGCCUUCAUCUAGGGGUGGGAAAGGGUUUAGUGAAGUAGCGAAGAAAGUUCAUGCCAUCGGUUUGAAGUUUGGGAUUCAUGUCAUGAAAGGAAUAAGCACUCAAGCUGUUAAUGCAAACACUCCUAUUUUGGACACUUCCAAGGGAGGUGCCUAUGAGAAGUCAGGUCGGCAAUGGCGGGCACAAGAUAUAGGAAUCAAGGAGAAGGCCUGCCCAUGGAUGCCCCACGGCUUCAUGAGAGUAAAUACAAAGCUGGAAGCUGGAAGAGCUUUCUUGAGGUCAUUGUAUAAACAGUAUGCUGCUUGGGGUGUUGAUUUUGUUAAACAUGACUGUGUAUUUGGUGAUGACUUGGAUAUAGAUGAGAUAAGCUAUGUGUCAGAGGUUCUGAAGGAGCUUGACCGCCCCAUUGUUUACUCCUUAUCUCCUGGAACCAGUGUGACACCAGCUAUGGCCAAAGAUGUACAUGGAUUGGUCAACAUGUACCGGAUAACAGGGGAUGAUUGGGAUUCAUGGGGGGAUGUUGUAGGCCAUUUUAACGUGACAAGGGAUUUCUCUUCAGCUAAUAUGAUAGGUGCCAAGGGCUUGGGAGGAAAGUCAUGGCCUGACUUGGAUAUGCUACCGCUAGGAUGGCUUACUGAUCAAGGAUUGAAUGAAGGUCCACAUAGAACUUGUAACCUUACUCUAGACGAGCAAAGAACACAGAUAACUUUGUGGGCUAUGGCCAAGUCUCCCCUCAUGUUUGGAGGUGAUGUAAGAAAACUGGAUGAUACUACAUACAAAUUAAUUACAAAUCCUACUGUGCUGGAGAUCAACCAUUUUAGCUCAAACAAUAUGGAGUUUCCUUAUAUUAUUGGAACAAAGGAAACCACAAGGAAGAAUACGGUCAUCUCUCCACAUCCAUCAGAAGUUGGUACAUCAAAUAAACGUGUUUUGGGUCUCACAAGCUGCAAGUAUUCCAAAGCAAAUAGUUGGUCGAUUGAAGCUCUUGACCAAGAUCUUGAAAAAAUCUGCUGGAAAGGAGGCUUGGGAAACGAAUAUGAGGAACCUUUAUGCUUACACAAGAGAAAUUUUCUGGAUGAUGAAACAAUCUUCAAGCAGCAAUAUCAGGGGAAACUCCGUUUAUUAUCAACUGAAGAGAUGGAAUUCUGCUUGGAUGCCUCUUCUAAGCAGAAGCUUACUUCAAGAAAAUAUAAAAAUUCAUUUUCUGUUUGCAGCAGAGAUGCCAAUCAGAUGUGGGAAUUGAACAAUAAUGGAGCCCUUAUGAACAGUUACUCUGGUCUGUGUGCUACAGUUAGCUCACUUGAAGCUAAUACUGUCUCUGGUGGAGUCCGUUCUUGGAUUGCUACUGGGAGAAGAGGAGAAAUAUAUGUUGCAUUCUUCAAUCUGAAUGCCAAAAGGACAGUGAUAUCUGCAAAAUUAUCAGACCUGACGAAGGCAGUCCACGGGAAAAAUGUGAAAACAGGCACAUGCAAGUGUCGGGAAGUUUGGACUGAGAAAGACAUGGGAGUAUUGAAAGAGACAAUAUCAAUGGAAGUAGAGAUGCAUGGUUCUGCAUUGUUGGUUCUAAAUUGUUGACUACUGCAAGGGAGUUCUGAGCAUAAUUUAGCCGCAUGUUGCAUCCUAAUCCAGAGUACCACUACCCACAUGAUAAUCAAUAAUUUACUUAAUUUGUUAAUGUAUAUGAAAUAAGGAUUUUCUCUUUCUAUAAGACUUAUAUCAUACUUGACAAAAACACAGAACUUGUUUACUUA